AUGAUUUGGUGGUCUUUCUGGAAUCUUGUAUUAGUGGAUACAGAGCUGAUUCCGUCAUUGCCUCGCUUGGUUUUUCUAAUUCUCACAGGAUCGAAGUUGUAUGCUUUUCUGGUGGGCUCUGGCUUGCUUGCAUCUGGUGUUGAACAUGAGGAACUGUUAUCUGUUGCUGAGCCACUUCUGUCAGACCUUUCCAAUAUUCCUCGUCCCCAAGAGCCACAAACUGUGUACACUGGAGGUGAUUAUCGCUGUCAGGCCGAUUUAGGGUUUCAAACUCAUUUUGCUCUUGCAUUUGAACUACCUGAUGGUUGGCACAAGGAGAAGGAAGCUAUAGUUUUGACUGUUCUUCAGAUUCUGAUGGGAGGGGGUGGAUCAUUUUCAGCUGGUGGCCCUGGGAAAGGAAUGUAUUCAAGACUAUAUGUCCGUGUAUUGAGCGAGCAUCCACAAGUUCAGUCUUUUUCAGCAUUCAACAGCAUUUAUAAUCAUACCAGCAUAUUUGGAAUACAAGCCACCACUGGUUCUGAUUUUGCACCAACUGCUGUUGAUGUAGCUGUUAAGGAGCUUAUUGCUGUCGCAACACCUGGACAUGUUGACCAAAUACAGCUAGACCGUGCUAAACAGUCCACCAAAUCUGCAAUUUUGAUGAAUUUGGAAUCUAGAAUGGUUGCUUCAGAAGACAUUGGGAAACAAGUCUUGACAUAUGGGGGGAGAGGUACGACUUAUUACGUUCUUACCUCUUGUCCUUCGUUGUGAUGAGUGAUGUUACUUCAACUCUUUAU
Molecule: messenger RNA, 776 nt
Organism: Hibiscus syriacus
Lineage: Eukaryota; Viridiplantae; Streptophyta; Magnoliopsida; Malvales; Malvaceae
Product: mitochondrial-processing peptidase subunit alpha-like
Exons: 8
Coding region: 1-750 (249 amino acids)
Cellular component (GO): mitochondrion
Molecular function (GO): metal ion binding
Source: RefSeq, a predicted model, not a curated record